Oncorhynchus masou masou (cherry salmon) is the source of this 3452-nucleotide messenger RNA. RefSeq lists its product as uncharacterized. The transcript is spliced from 2 exons. NCBI's taxonomy places the organism in Eukaryota, Metazoa, Chordata, Actinopteri, Salmoniformes, Salmonidae. Bases 54 to 1085 code for a protein of 343 amino acids. The record is from RefSeq and is a predicted model, not a curated record.
AAUCACAAACCCCACAUCUACAUUCUACUACAGUUCUGUUACACCAACCAUCUAUGGAACAAUCACAAACCCCACAUCUACAUUCUACUACAGUUCUGUUACACCAACCAUCUAUGGAACAAUCACAAACCCCACAUCUACAUUCUACUACAGUUCUGUUACACCAACCAUCAACCUCACGACCACAUUCUUCUACAGUGCCUCAGUGUCAGUCACAGAUACAGCCACCACAGCUGCCUGUAGUACAUCCCCUAUCAGUUCACCACUAUCGGCCUCUGCAUCACGACCCACAGCAGCCAAUCCCGCAGCAGUGUUUACACACACAGCCCCACCCACAGGCAACACAGCAGCAGCAACAGAGCCAUCUAAAUGGACAGGUAUUGCCAAACCAACAGCAGCAGCAGCUGUGUUCAAUAACACAAAGACAGAAAGACAUCACCAAGCAGCAGCAGCAGAUUCCUCCAUUGUUCAAUGUGGAGCAGCCAGGGGGGCUCCAGACUCACCACGGCCACCCCCAGCAUGGGCACCUCUGCCUGGGGGAAGCUUCCCUGGGCCUCCCCUACAGGAACCAGCUGAACACUUUGUCUGUUAGCCACUCUUCAGUGCUCUCCUCUUAUGUACCCACCACAGGCCUCCAGAGCCAGGGAGUGGACGGAGAGCUCAUGCCCCAGAAUUUGGAGGAGUUGCUGGGCAGCCUGGAGUCCAGUGGUCCCCGAGGGACAGAGGAUGGUAGGGGAGCGCUCCAGUCGAGUGUGGUGGAGGCCCUGGGUGUGUUCCAGCAGCAGAGGCACCUCCCUGACGACCUGGCUCAGCCUCAGGCCACCAGCCAGGGCUGCGCUCAGCAUGCCUAUCCCCUGGCUAUGGGGCUCAGCCAGGUCAAUAGAGCAGAGUGGCCAUUCACCACACAGUUCCAGAACGGGAGCCUGAAAGAGGCUGGUCCAGCCCCUGGCCCUGUACCCAACCCUGAGUCCUCCAGGGAUGCAGACCAUGGACAUGCAGCAGCAAAGCAGCCAAUUCACCAGCCUCCUCCUCCCUCUGCUGAGAGCAGGCCCUACUCUGACCUCCCUCCGAGUGGAUUUAUGUGAGACUGAAGGCCCCCCUCCCUGGAGGCUCCAGAACCAGACAUUCCAAGGCCAGCCAGCUGCCCCCGGUCCCCCGGAGGGAGCAGAGCCCUGACUGACGACAGCCACACAACAGAGGCCAGGGAUAAGGAUCCUCCUGUCUGGCACCCAGCUGCACAUGGCUCCCCUGCGACCACUAAGACUGUUUCCCAAAUGUGCCCUUGUCAAAAGUAGUACACUAUAUAGGGGAUAGGGUACAAUUUGGGCUGCUGUCUAAAACAGGAACCAGGGCAUGUCUGGGAAUAUGGAGGACUUGGACUGGAGAGGUCCCGUGUCGAUCAUUUUGUUAGAGCUUGGCACUUGCAACGCCAGGGUUGUGGGUUCGAUUCCCAUGGGGGACCAGUAUGAAAAUGUAUGCACUCACAACUAUAAGUCGCUCUGGAUCAGAGCAUUUGCUAAAAUACUCAAAUGUAAAAGUGAGAUUCACAUCCAGAGAGACUGAACGUCAGACAGCAGGCAGAGGGACAGUCCGAGACAGAGAGAUUGUGACAGAUAGAUGGAGGGAGACCAGAGGAAGUGGAUAAUCAAUCAAAUUUAUUUAUAAAGCCCUUCUUACAUCAGCUGAUAUCUCAAAGUGCUGUACAGAAACCCAGCCUAAAACCCCAAACAGCAAGCAAUGCAGGUGUAGAAGCACGGUGGCUAGGAAAAACUCCCUAGAAAGGCCAGAACCUAGGAAGAAACCUAGAGAGGAACCAGGCUAUGAGGGGUGGCCAGUCCUCUUCUGGCUGUGCCGGGUGGAGAUUAUAACAGAACAUGGGCAAGAUGUUCAAAUGUUCAGCAGGGUCAGAUAAUAAUGAUCACAGUGGUUGUAGAGGGUGAAACAGGUCAGCACCUCGGGAGUAAAUGUCAGUUGGCUUUUCAUAGCCGAUCAUUCAGAGUAUCUCUACCACUCCUGCCGACUCUAGAGAGUUGAAAACAGAAGGUCUGGGACAGGUAGUACGUCCGGUGAACAGGUCAGGGUUCCAUAUCCGCAGGCAGAACAGUUGAAACUGGAGCAGCAGCACAACCAGGUGGACUGGGGACAGCAAGGAGUCAUAAUGCCAGGUAGUGCAUAGAAAUGUAAUGGACUAAUGACCUGUUUGAUUGUGGAACUCUUGUCAGCCAUUUUGUUUGUCCAGAAAAACAUCCUGUUGGUGCAGUCAUGGUUUACUGGUCAGUGUGUCAGCAUGCCCUGUCAUCAACCUGAUGUAAUACUGAACAAGCAGUUCUUCCAUUGGUCAAUGAGUAAGAUGAGAUGAUGCAGAACUCAAAUGUUACCAAUCCGCUGAGCCCAUAUUCAUAAAGUAUCUCUGAGUAGGACUGCUGAACUAGGAUCAGUGUUUUCUUUUAGAUCAUAAUGAAUAUGAUUAUAUGGAUAAGUGGGGUGGAUCUGAUCCUAGAUCACCACUCCUACUCUAAGACACUUUAUGAAUACGGAGCCUUGCUUUUAAAUAUAUAUAAGCCAUUGAUUGCUUAGAAAUAAUCACUUGCAUUUAAAGGUGCAGUUGAAUGAAACAAACCGUAAGCUAUUUGAGCUAUCCAUGAGAUGGAGUAUCUGUCUACACUGUGCUUGAUAUUUUUGUACAGAAUUCAUUGGCAAUCCUACUAAAUCAUGAAGUAAUAUUAUGAGCAAUUUGAUCACUUUAUGGAUCCUGUCUAUCUGUUCUUCAGCCCACUCACUUGCAUUGCAAGACAGGCAAAGUAAUAAUAAUUUACAGAUGAGUUAGUAGUCCAAGACCUAAUGACAUUUUCUACAUCUCAAAUAGCACUUUAUGCCCUAUUUGGUGCACUACUUUUGACCAGGACCCAUUGGGCUCUUGUCAAAGUAGUGAGCUAUAUUGUGAAUAGGGUGCCAUCUAUAGGGAAUAGGGUGCCAUCUGGUUCAUUGCCAUUGAGUUCAAGUGGCAGAUCAAUGUGUUUGAUCUACAUAUCUAACUUGAAGAAAAUGUAUGCACUUCUUUAUGUCAAAAUAACCUAUUGCACUCUGAGUGAAAGUAGAAGACUGUUGUAUGUAGCACUAUAAAUAAUGUACCUUGUUUAACUGAGCUAAUCAUGUUCAUGUUGCUAUGCAGAAUAGUGCAGUGGAACAUUAGACCCCUUGUUGUUUGGAGGUCUGUCACUUCAUUGACAUAAUUCUGUGAAAGUCAGGGUUUAUUUAAUUUAUUCUGUCAAAAGACAAAUCAAACUUUGAAUAUGUUCAAAUUCAAUCAAUGAAAAUGUUCAGUUUUGCAUUUGUUUGUAUUUUGUAUGAAAUUGUGUACAAUUUAUGUAAUGAGCAAAUCAUGACACUGCAGGAAGAGAAAGUUUACCAUUAUUCUGUUCUUUCACACGCUGAUAAAUGUUGACCAAGUA